AUGCGCAUCCCCGCUACUGCCAUGAUGCUCAGCAUGCUCCUGCUACUGAUCUUUUGCAUCCAAGACAUCGCCGCCUUACCAACCGAAGCGUCCGACAAUCUGUGGAAGCAUAUGACCAGAGAUAAGCUCAGUUCGCGCCGUGACCCAUAUGGGCUGCUGUCAACUGUAUCGACUCUCUUCGGCGAUACCGACAUGGCCGUACGCUGGGGCGAAGGCGGUAAAUCGACACUUUCAGGUUGGACGAAGCGGGAUAUCAAGAGCAUGAAGUGCUUCAUCCUGGGCCGGCCGACCGAGAUGAUCGACUACUACUGA
Molecule: messenger RNA, 312 nt
Organism: Alternaria novae-zelandiae
Lineage: Eukaryota; Fungi; Ascomycota; Dothideomycetes; Pleosporales; Pleosporaceae
Exons: 3
Coding region: 1-312 (103 amino acids)
Source: RefSeq, a predicted model, not a curated record